CAUGACCUGCUGCUCCGGCUAAGCUAGGGAUCAUCGUGAACAGAUGUUCCGUUCAAAAUACGGGGCAUACGGAUGUUUUCAGAAAUGUUCCGUGUUGACGGACGGUGACACGCUGGAAAGGAGAGCUACCCACUGUGGCAGCUGCGGUUUGAAUGAGCUGCUGUCACUCGUGUUUGUGUUUUAAGUUCACAGCAGCUAGCUGGCUAACUCCGCUCAGUAAAAGUGAAACAAGAACUGAAGCUUCAUGACUUUGAGGGCUUGGAGUUUAUCUCCAGUUUAACAAAAACAAGCACCAUGGUUUCUUCCUGAGACCCUGAACCCCCCGCCAUGGACUCCUAAAACUCCAGGUCUGCCUGCCCCCCGAGCAGAUGGGGAACUGUUGUUGUUUUGGAGCUGAACUUCCCUGCGGCAGCAUGGAGGAACGAAGCGGUUUGCUGAAAGACAACUCAAAGACCUCAGGUGCUGGUGCUUGUGGUCCAGAAAACGGCGAAGACCCAAGUGUUGAGGAAACCAAGGAGGAGCCACUGAAGUGCCAGAACAGACACAGAGAACCUGACGCCACUCAGGGAAAUGGACAUUUACAAAAUGAAAACAUUCAGGAGUCAAACACUUCGCCGAGCAAAGACAGUACUGCCGGUGCGCAACGUGAGGAACAGAAAGAUGCCGCUGCAGAUCAACGCACUUUAAGUCAGACGCAGAAAAACAUCUCUGCACCUGACGCCCAGGAAGCUUUGGCCGCCACCGCCGCCAAAGAGCUGAAAACAGAAAAACAACAUCUAACCGCAGGGCAGGAGAACUUCUCGGAUCCCGUCUCACCAGAACCCAAAUCUGCCCUUCCAGAAAACCUCUCCCCUCCUGAGACAAACACGCCAUCCGAGGACAAUACGGUGAGCGGUUCUCACGCUGGUUCAAGAGGCGAUGCUGCCAAACCGACGGAGGAGUUCACACGAAAUAAUGACGCAUUACCAGAGCCAAGCGCUCAGGAGGCAUCCAUCUCUGCAGUCAGCCAGGAGACAAACACAGACGCUCCCAGGUGUUCUGUGGAGUUGAACGUCGAUCAUGUAGACCAAAAAGACCAUGUUAUCGCUCAGCCUCCUGCGUCUGAAUCGGAGCCCGCAGGAGUCGGCCCAUCUCAGGAGAAUCUGGACUCCGGCGGCUCAGACACGACGCCAGAGGCCGCAUGUGCAGCAGAUGCCAAGGACAGCUUACAGUCAAAUCAGGAAGAAAACAGAGUCUCUGAGAGUUUGAGUCCUCCAGGGGAAGCUGGAGAAAAAGUUCCUGAAGAGGAGAAGAAGGAUGAAGAAAAGAAACAGGACAAGGAGGAGGAUGGUUUAAUCAAGAUGGAGGAUCUUCAGGUUGAGAAACAGCCUUCUAUCCAGGAGCAGCUUGGAACCUCAGACGUACAGGCUGACAUUGAGCCCAAUGCAGAAUUGGAAGAUGAUCUGGAUGACAGCGAGGAAGACUUGUACCGCGGAGAAGAGGAGUUGUCUGCAAUGAGUCACACACCACGGCAAACAUCUGACUCAGAAAGCUUACAGGUUCAGGACAGUUGCAGUUUGUCUCCAGCUGUGGAUAUACUGUCCUACAGCGAGAGGGAAUGGAAAGGAAACACUGCCAAAAGUGCUCUCAUCAGAAAAGUUGGUGGCUUUGGAAGAAGCGUUUCACAUUGUAGGUGGACGGGGUUUAUCUGUCAACGUCUGAGGGGCUUCUGUUUUUGUUUUGUUUUUUUGCAGGGGUACAAAGAGAUGUCUGCCAAGUUCAGCCACCUGAGGAGAGUCAGAGGGGACAACUACUGCGCCCUGAGAGCCACCUUGUUCCAGGUGCUGUCCCAGAGUGUCCAGGUACCUCAGUGGCUGCAAGACGACACAGUUCUAAUGCUGCCAAAAAAACUCGAGGUGCAGGAAGGGCUGAUCGGCCAGUGGCGAUUUCCUGAACAGCAUGCACCUGGAGACGGCAGUGGAGAUCCCACUGAGCGGCUGAAGGGCUACAUGGAGCUGCUCCGGAAAACGUGGCAGGCGGCUGCUGAGUGUCCCGGCUCUGCGGAGCGGCAGCAGCUCUGCGAGCGGCUGUUCCAGGGCGAGGAGGAGGAGCUGGGGAUGCUGGAGGCGCUGAAGCUGCUGAUGCUGGGCAGAGCAGCAGAGCUGCACAGGCGCAUGCAAGAGGGUCAAGACGUCCCUCUCUUCUGCUGGCUGCUGUUCGCGCGGGACUCGUCCGGCUGCCCGCGCUCCUUCCUCUCCAACCACCUCAGGCAUGUGGGCCUCAGCGCCGGGCUGGAGCAGGUGGAGAUGUUCCUGCUCGGGUAUGCCCUGCAGCACACCAUUCAGGCUUACAGACUGUACAAGGCCAACACGGAGGAGUUCGUCACCUUCUACCCGGACGACCACCGGGACGACUGGCCGUCCGUGUGCCUCGUUACGGAGGACGACCGCCAUUACAACGUGCCAGUCGCUGAAACUGCUGAGCCCGGCAGGGAGCUGACCGCCAGCUGAUUGACGCUGCAGAAAGCCCACCUGCUGUGCAAACGCCCCUCAGGUCUAUCAGAGUGGCACGUUUAUGCCAACUCCAGGUGGAAUACUGGGAUAUAUUCGUCCUGGCUUCUGUCCAAAAAGUCUCAGAUUCUCCACUGUGUAUGUUUACCAAACCAAGGCUGGUUGGCUGUUAGCUUGUCUCAAGAGAAGAACAGAUCAUUGAGUUAGUCGAGUUCAUGCCAUCGUAGCAUUCCUUUUAUUUUUGCCAUAAUCUUAUUUUUUUGUGCCAUAAAGGUUUUUUUUUUACUGUAAUGAUGGCAAACAAGGGAACCUGAAUCACACUGAACAUUCAUGAACAGAGUCAUGAUUUACUCUGUGUUUUAGUUCUGUAAGAAAACAGUUUAUAAUUAAUUAAUAUAGGAAGGGAAAUGAUUAAUUCAAUGAUGCUUUGUUUGUGGAUCAGACCAGUUUACAAAAGACAAAUGAGCAUCUGAGGUGAAAAUGUGUUAAUUUUAUUACCUUUAAAUACUUUUGGUUUCUAUUGGGGGUUUUUUAUGUCAAAUUUCCAGACUUCUCAAUUAAUUUGUUUAAAAACAAAAUAAAUACAAAAUUACUACAAAUGUUUAAACAGAGAUCAGGCUGUAAAAUAUGAACCAUGGAUGGAUGAAUGGGAUGGAAGGAUGCCUUGUUAAUCUGUGGACACAUGAAUGGAUGGAUGGAUCAAAUAAUGGAUGAAUAUAUGGUCAAUCAGUGGCUGGAUGAGUCAAUAAGUUAAAGAAUGGAUGUGUCAAUGGAAGAAUGUGACUAAAUUAUUUGGACAGGGAAUAAAGUGGGAAAAGAAAAACAUUUUCCUCCCGGUUUGUUUUCCACUCUCAUCCAUCCUCACCACUGCUGGAGGUUUUCUUUUCUUUCUCUCGUCAUUCGUCUGAGCCAAGUUGACACCGAAGCAAAUAUCCCAAAAUGUAUCCACCUCCUGUUUAAAUGUGAUUUGAGACCCUGUACAAGAUGUUUCCCCUAAUGCUCUUGUAUGCACUGUACUAUAAGAAGUUUGUUUUCUACUUUGGUAUUUGUACACAUCCAGUUUUCUUGGAUCAUCUCAGUUCUACCCAGAUCAGUUUUUCUGGCUAGGAAAACAGUUGAGAUUAAAAAAAAAAAAGAAUUUAUCAUGUUUACACUGGAUUUUUGUUGUUUUAUUUAUUGUUUUGAUGGUGGGGAAAAAGUGUUUUCAUUUGGUGUAAAGGUUAAUUUAAGAUGGCUGAAUUAGUCAAUGAAGGGUUUACUGAUAGAUCAAGUUGAACAGGAUCAGAAGACUCAGAGGAUUAACGUCGGCCACCAUGUCAGAAGCGUGAUUUCUAACUGUUGUGUGUUUUGUGUGUGUCAAACUCAGUGAGUAACAUUUUGCCUUUAACCAAGCUGAAGGAAGGAAAGAUACGAUGUUGCUGCAAAAAAUAAAAAAAUGGCAAAAGCUUCAACCACCAGCCACAGGAUUUAAAACAAAAAAAAAAAAGGCUUGCUUGGUCCUCCAUGUUGCCUAAGAAAUGAUGCACAAUGUGAAUGAAUGUUGGUCAUUUGUGGUGCGAGUCUAAAACUUGUCUGAUUUAUUAUGCCAUGUGCAGGACUGACCUUGCACUCAGUUUUUAUUGGCAUUGAAAUAAAUGGAACAUUUUGGAAAAAG
This is a messenger RNA of Poeciliopsis prolifica (blackstripe livebearer), 4143 nucleotides long. RefSeq lists its product as uncharacterized. Bases 369 to 2489 code for a protein of 706 amino acids. Lineage: Eukaryota; Metazoa; Chordata; Actinopteri; Cyprinodontiformes; Poeciliidae. Gene Ontology annotation, molecular function: cysteine-type deubiquitinase activity. Gene Ontology annotation, biological process: protein linear deubiquitination. Gene Ontology annotation, cellular component: cytoplasm. The transcript is spliced from 10 exons. The record is from RefSeq and is a predicted model, not a curated record.